Molecule: messenger RNA, 2200 nt
Organism: Lingula anatina
Lineage: Eukaryota; Metazoa; Brachiopoda; Lingulata; Lingulida; Lingulidae
Product: retinoic acid receptor gamma
Biological process (GO): regulation of DNA-templated transcription
Molecular function (GO): DNA-binding transcription factor activity; sequence-specific DNA binding; zinc ion binding
Source: RefSeq, a predicted model, not a curated record
ACAGUAAGAAAAAGUUUGUGAAAAGAAAAGAAAGCAACUCGGCAGUAAUUGGUCUGUCCUCGCUGGCCUUCAUUUGUGUCAAUUCUCAGUGCACAGGUGAAUUUAUAUUUAUCCUGAGUAAAUUGUCAACACGUGACUAUUUCGUCCUUUAAUCUUGAAUUUACAUCCAGGGUUAUACAAGUAGACGAAGGUAGAUAUCCCCUGUUAACGCAAUAUUUGAACAGAGAGAUUGAUGUCGGUUAUUACGAUAAAAUCGUGAAUCAUUUCAACUUUUCACGCGCUUUAUUUAAAAAAAUCGCUACUGCAACUACACAAACAAAUUUAGAUAUGUAAUUGUACCUGUUACCGUCCAACACGCUUCUCAAAAAUAGUCUUAUUUUGAAGUUUUAGUCCCUGAUAAGUUAUUUUAGUCCCUGGUCGCAUAUUCUAGUGCCGCUGACUAAAUCCGGUUAUCGAAGUAGGUCAAGUUGUCCUAGAUAAUGACUCGCUUAAAGGUGGUCGUAGCUAGUAUCAACAUGACUUCAGAAGACAGCCGCACAAGGGGCAGAAGACUGUCCAAGGACUCUCACACAUUCAUGGACUCCAUGGAUUUGGAGGAGGACUUCCCAUGCAGUCCGCUGCCCCUCUUACUCGACCCCGCCAGUCUGGCAGACGACCCCUUAAGUCCGUCGAGUUCCGAUUCUGGCUCGACAUCGACGUUGGAUAGUCAGGGCUCUGAAGGUCAGCUGUCCAAGCCCUCCCUCCCGGCGCUCCCUCCGUGCCGAGUGUGCGGCAAGCCAGCCUCGGGGCUACACUACGGUGUGAAUACUUGCGAGGCGUGCAAGGUGUUCUUUAAGAGAACGUUGCAGAGGAAUGCUGUGUACAGCUGCAAGAGAAACGGCAAGUGCCAGAUCGUGCCGAGUCGAAGGCGUUACUGCGCUCACUGCCGCUACGAGAAAUGUCGCGCAGUCGGAAUGUCUAGAAGCUCUAUUAAAACCGGCAGAUACAGCCACGAAAAGAAAGUGAAAGAUAUUUUGGAAAUCAAAAAGCAUUAUGCGGAGAGUCAAGUGGAGCCCCGUGCCAAUACGGACGCCUUGUUCGACCAGGCUAAAAGUGUUCAUCAACAGGACCUUGCUCACUUGGUUAAAUAUCUCGCCGAGUGCGCCAUGAUAAUCGACCCAGAGAGCCUCCAUCUUUCAUCUAAACUCGGAGACGAGCAAAUUCAAUUCAUGGAAGUUUUCAAACUUCGCCAGGAGAUAUUCGGCAGCCUAGACCCCGUCGACGACGACGAGUACAGCACGUUUUAUUGUAUGACUGGCCUUGACCUUGAUGGCCGGCGCGAGAUAUUGAACCAGUGGCUUGUGAUGAUUAACGCAUGCAUUAAACGACUGAUCCAGUUUGCUAUGUUCAUCCCCGGUUAUUCAGAUUUGUGCACCCAGGAUCAGGCAGCCUUGAUCAAGUACGCGCGCCAUGAGGCUCUUUUCAUUGGUGGCCAUCGGCGAUUCAAUGCCAAGCUCCAAUGCUACACAAUGGCCAUGUCCGGUAAGGUACUGCACAAAACUGACCUCGUCAAAGCACUCGGACACGAGGAUUAUGUGGAUACGUUCUUCAAACUGGCCCAAGAGCUGACCAACCUAAGAUUAUCGUACGCUGAAUACGUUCUUCUUACUGCAAUCGCGCUGUUUUUCUCCGACCGCUGCGACCUGAAGGAACCUUCAAAGAUCGAAGCCAUUCAGUUAAAACUUGUGGAGGCGUUGCAGUACUCUUUGAGAAUCAACCACCCCAGCAGACCAGGGCUGUUUCCCAAUAUCGUGAAUGCCCUCGUCAAUAUACGCGCUCUUUCAGAAAUUAGCUGGAAAAUCCUCGAGCGGAUUUACCUUGACAUGCCUGACAUAGACCUGCCCGACCUCAUACUCUCACUUUGUAACACCGAUCUAAGCGAACUGGAAGAAACGUAAUCAAAAAUCGGUGAAGAUACUAUAUUGAUUAAACAAAUCCGUUUUUAAUUUAAAAAAUAAAAUAAAAAUGACGCUAAUUUUAACAUAGCAGAUCGGACAUUGCCGUUAUACUGUAGAUAUGUGAGUGUAUAAUGAAAUCAAAACGUACAUUGUUUCACGGAUUAAGUUUCUCCUGUGACAAUUUUGUGUGAUUGUUGGAGUUCUUUUGAAUAGUGGUUUAAUUUGUGCAUUUUCAGGAUACUGUGUGAAUAAAAUGCUUCUUA